Molecule: messenger RNA, 733 nt
Organism: Corticium candelabrum
Lineage: Eukaryota; Metazoa; Porifera; Homoscleromorpha; Homosclerophorida; Plakinidae
Exons: 5
Coding region: 35-496 (153 amino acids)
Source: RefSeq, a predicted model, not a curated record
GUGACGUAUAACAGUCUUGUCCGGUGCUGAUACGAUGCUGCGUCUCGUCGUGUGUCUUCUUGUUUUUGGCUUCGCUCACGCUCAUGUCUGCCUCAUCAAUCCACAUCAGAGAGGAACCAUGAAGGACAUCAACAGCCCAGGCACGUCUGACUGUGCGCUCAUGCACGGACCGUGUGGACAUCGUCCGCCCGAGCAUCCUGCUGUGACUUACAAAGCUGGUGCUACAUACCGCUUCACGUUUCAGAAAAAUCUUGACCACUUUGAUAAAGACCACCCUGGAUAUUUCAAUGUCAACAUAACUGACACACGCGGCGAUCAUCCUAUCACACUGAAACGAAUCACUGAUACGUCGGCUCCGUCUCUGACUCUCUACACAGUCGAGGUCAAGUUGCCAAACAAACCGUCUCCACACGCUGUGCUCCAGGUCGAGUAUUAUACCGACAACCCUCAUGCUCCACCAACAUUCUUCCAGUGUGCUGAUAUUACUCUCGGGUGACAUCUUGAUCAGACUGUGUGAACCCUUUAGUCUGUAAGCUGCAAGUUGUGUCCAUGUGUGUGUGUGUGUGUGUGUGUGUGUGUGUGUGUGUGUGUGUGUGUGUGUGUGAGACUCAGAGAGUUAAAUUAGUUUGCUCUACUCGUCGAUCUUUAGAAGAACUCUAGAUGUUUAGAGAGAGAUGUAUGGCUUUAUUGAACAACAAUAGCAACAUGUGUCCAUUAUUUUGUCUUCUUCGCA